AUCCAAUGCAGUCUUUCGCAUGAUCAUCAAUCAGAUUGGUGGGCAGUAAAAUGACGUGAGGAGACUUUUAUUGCCGCGGGGUAACUUCAAGGGACCCGGAGGAACCCCACCAGCAACUACUCGUUAGUUCAACUCCAUCUCCGCCUGUUCAGCAGAAUGAUCCUCCCUAGUAUCUUCCAACCGACUACCUUGUGUCUGUUGCUCCAUCCAGAUUCACCAUGGCUUCAGAUCUAGAGACCAUCCGCAUUGGCUAUGUGCCUGAACACUACCUUACGCCUCUCCACCUGGCGCUGCGCUCCCCAGCCCUGGCUGCUCUCCCAUUCAAGCUCUCUCUGAUUCCCUUCCCCUCUGGAACGGGACACAUGAUCACUUCUCUGCGCGAGAAGGAAAUCGAUGUCGCCAUUGGCUUGACUGAGGGAUGGGUAGCUGGUCUAGCUGGUAAACAGCAGGCCCAGAAGGACCCCUCGGAGGAUGGCUACAAGGUGAUCGGACACUGGGUCGAUACGCCUUUGCGCUGGGCCAUUGUCACAGGUCGGGAGAGAGAAGAUAUCCACACGGUGGCUGAUCUCAAGGACAAGCGCGUUGGUGUCAGUCGUCUCGGAAGUGGCUCCCACAUCAUGUCUUUCGUCCUCGCUCAGAAGCAAGGCUGGAAGCCUGACUCGCUGUCCACUGUGCCCUUGGGCCCCUUCGCUGCUCUCCGCAAUGGAGUGACCGGAUACGAUUCGGAGCAUCCCGAGCAGGAGCCGAAGCCCACGGCCGAGUUCUUCAUGUGGGAGCACUUCACCACGAAGCCGUAUUUCCAUCCCACUGAAGAGAAGCCUCAUCCCGCCUUGAAGAAGAUCGGUGAGAUCUACACUCCCUGGCCGUCUUGGAUGAUCGUGGCGUCUACUUCAUCUUUCUCGGAUCUGGAAGCGGAUGGCAAGCUGCAACAGCUGCUCAAGCUUCUGGAUCAGGGCAUUAAGGACUUUGAAGCCGACACUGCUCAGGUCGUAAAGCUCUUGGGUACUGGGGAGCUGGGCUGUAACUACGGAGAGGAAGAUGCUAAGGAAUGGCUCAAGGAUGUCAAGUUCACAAACUCGACUCGGGGUGUGCAGAGGAAGCUUGUUGAAGGUGUGGUGGACGUUCUCAAAGUGGCAGGAGUGAUUGACAACAGCAUGACCAAUGAUGAGGCCGUCGCAAGGGUCAUUGGCAUCCAUCAAUGAAAGCUAUGAAAUACCCAGGCCCCCACCAUCAACGGCGGCAAACCUAGGCAUCUGUGUGCAAUGUCCCAUAGCCGGGCACCUUUGUGUUCGUUAUGUUUAUUAUGAUCUCUCAAGUUACUGGCUUCGGCAGAAAUUGGAUAACUUGGACAAGCAAUUGAUUUCUGAAUGAUUAAACCGAGGGCAUUUUCGACCGGCGAUCUUAAUAUGCUCGUCAUCCCUCUGAUAACCUUGCACCUCGUGCACUGGGCUUCACUCCGCGGCAUAUAGUCCGAUCAUUACCAGGGCCGAUUGAUAGACAACAUAGUAUGCGGGAUUAUUUUGCCUUCGGCCAACUUUUGUUGGGCUGAUUGACCGAAAACAUGUACCGUGGGUAACUGAUAAACCGGGCCGAUGAGGAGUACAUGCCUUCAUCACCAGGACGACUCCCACAUUCCUGGGGUCAUAAGUGGAUAUCUGGC
Molecule: messenger RNA, 1660 nt
Organism: Aspergillus neoniger CBS 115656
Lineage: Eukaryota; Fungi; Ascomycota; Eurotiomycetes; Eurotiales; Aspergillaceae
Exons: 3
Coding region: 219-1202 (327 amino acids)
Source: RefSeq, a predicted model, not a curated record